AUGGGAGGAGAGCCCCAGGACGGCUCACAGCAGCAGAGGGAUGGGCUGCCUCAGGUUCUGAUGAGACCUCUGGCUGCACGUGGAGAAUGGGCGCGGGUGAGGAGUAGAGUACAGAGCCGGGUGGCCUGCAAUGGUCCAGCUGGUCGGCGGCCCGGAGGGACGAUCCCCAGCUCCCCGCGGCCACUCGCCCGUGGGGAGGGAAGACUGGCUUGGCAGCUGGUCCUGGGGACGCCGGGCAGCCAGGAGUUUCUCUCCCCGGACUUACUGUACAUGAUUCAGCGCCAGCCCCGGUUGUCCUGUGAAAACGCAAGUCAGACUGCGACCCGGCUCUGCUCCGAGCCCUCCGUGGCGCCCGCCUCCUGCGGAGAAGCCACGACACAGAGGGCAGUGUGUCUGCAGCUGAGCUAUCAGGACUGCUGCGUGCGGCCUGGACAUACACCAUGUCCCGGGCCGGGCCCCGCCCGCCACCCCAGCCGGGCCGCGAGCACAGCGCUGGUCCCACAUGCCUCUGGGAUGAGCUGCGGAGAGUGUGACCAGGCCCAGCUGACACAUCUCAGAGCAGAUGUGGGCCCGCCUCCCACGGGCCCCGAGGAGCUCAGCCAAGACUCAGCCUAG
Molecule: messenger RNA, 615 nt
Organism: Rangifer tarandus platyrhynchus (Svalbard reindeer)
Lineage: Eukaryota; Metazoa; Chordata; Mammalia; Artiodactyla; Cervidae
Source: the annotation of a GenBank genome assembly